AUAAAUACAGAUUUAUUACAUACUAAUCAAAGCAUUUCCAAUGUGAGGUCUCACCAGCAGUGAUUGAGAGUUCCAGGUCCUCCAAUCCAUGCCACAGCUAACUAUUUUAUUCUAGUGCUUCUGGGAGGUAGUGAUUUUGUAGCUUGUUGUUGUAGUUUUAUUUUACAUUUCUGGGAUUACUAAUAAUGUUGCCAUUUUCUCCAUUUGUUUAUUCACUAAAUAUCUAGUAGAAUUGGUCCAUGAACUCAGUUGAACCUGGAUUUUUCUUGUUUCUUUUCAACUAUGACAGUGUUGUAGUUAACUACAUACUUCUUCUGUCUCUAGCUUUGCAGUCCUUAAACAUCUACCUGUUGUUGAAAGAGAUUGCCAGAGAAACAAGUCAGUGGAGACUGAAUCCCUCAAGUUGCAGCUCUCUGAGAAUUCUUGUUAAGAAUGGCUUCAGACCGCAGAAUCUCCUUUGAAGGUGAACCAUCCAGGAGGGAUCCUGGGUCAGAAAAUUCACCCACCCAAGGAUCUGCCUUCCAGGAGGAAGAGGGGAUCCCUGAGUUCCCCAGCACUCAGCUCAACUUACUUCGAGACAGCAAUAACUCAAGUGCAAGACAAGAACUGCAAAGACUCUAUCACUUAUUUCACUCAUGGCUGCAGCCAGAAAAACACAGCAAGGAUGAAAUAAUUUCUCAUCUGGUCCUGGAACAGUUUAUGAUCAAUGGGCACUGCAGUGACAGGUCCACUUUACAGGAGAAAUGGAAUGCAAGUGGCAGAAACCUGGAGAAACUCAUGGAGGAUCUGACGGACGAUGGCAUGAAGACACCCGGCUUAGUCCACGUCCACAUGCAGGGACAGGAAGCCCUCUUUUGUGAGAAUAUGCCCUUAAGACAAGUCAUCAUUCACUUCACAAAACAGUUGUCGACAGGAACCCCAACAAGAGAGAAUGCGGGGACAACCUCCUGGACUCCUCAAGAUACGUCCCUAGAAACAGGACAAAGAAAUGAAGAUAAAGAAAAUGAUGGCAAUAUUUCUGUGAAAACUCAUCAAGUAAGUGACAGCAUUACUGGUCCAAGCAAUCAAAUACCUUCCCUACUCAUUGUCCAAGAAGAGAACCGUCCGAGGCUGGAAGAAGGAGGCGUUUCUCUGGAGAAUCCACGAAGCUCCAGAAGAGGAGCAAGUCCAGGCCCCUUCAGGCUUCAGGACAGAUUCCGGAAAGGACCCUCUUCUCAAGAUGUCCUCAUGGAGGUGGAACCAGACCAGGUCACCCCUGAGCCUGUUUCUACACGUGGGGAAGACCAGGAAAGAUCCCAUAGAGCCCCAGAAGUAUACAGAUGUGAGAGAUGUCCCAAGACCUUCAGGCAUUCCUCUCGGCUCAGAGUUCACCAGAAAAGACACAAUAAUGAGAGGACAUAUAUUUGUGCCGAGUGUGGCAAAGGCUUCUUCCAGGCAUCAGACCUCCACGUGCAUCAGAGGAUUCACACAGGAGAGAAGCCCUUCGCGUGCAGCACCUGUGAAAUGGCCUUCACCCACAAGACCAACCUUCGGGCUCAUGAGAGAACCCACACGGGAGAGAAGCCCUAUGAGUGUUCCCUCUGCCAGAGAUGCUUCCGCCAGUCCUCCACCUACCACCGCCAUCUUAGGUUUCACCAGAAAACUACCCUCAAAAGUGCUCCACACUAA
This is a messenger RNA of Odocoileus virginianus texanus, 1668 nucleotides long. It is a transcript of the gene ZSCAN4, whose product is annotated as zinc finger and SCAN domain containing 4. Gene Ontology annotation, cellular component: transcription regulator complex; PcG protein complex; chromatin. Gene Ontology annotation, molecular function: RNA polymerase II cis-regulatory region sequence-specific DNA binding; DNA-binding transcription factor activity, RNA polymerase II-specific. Gene Ontology annotation, biological process: regulation of transcription by RNA polymerase II. NCBI's taxonomy places the organism in Eukaryota, Metazoa, Chordata, Mammalia, Artiodactyla, Cervidae. The record is from RefSeq and is a predicted model, not a curated record.